Molecule: messenger RNA, 1411 nt
Organism: Macrobrachium nipponense
Lineage: Eukaryota; Metazoa; Arthropoda; Malacostraca; Decapoda; Palaemonidae
Product: protein spaetzle-like
Exons: 2
Coding region: 27-761 (244 amino acids)
Biological process (GO): innate immune response; central nervous system formation
Cellular component (GO): extracellular region
Molecular function (GO): Toll binding; growth factor activity
Source: RefSeq, a predicted model, not a curated record
GUUCGGCUUCUGAACUCGAACAGAUCAUGGCUAUUCAGGCGCUGACAUUCUCCCUACUGGUGGCAGCCACAGCCGCUACCUCGUCCAGCCACGUCAUGAUCAGUUUCGGCAACGGAAAAACGGUCGAAUAUAGCAACGGCCACGCAUCCACAUCCUAUCAUCCUCAGCCUAAGGCUCAGCCAUCCUACCGUCCUGCUACAUCCCACCACCCUGCUCCUUCUUACAAAUCUGCUCCUUCUUACCACUCGGAGCCUGAGGUCCCUGCUUGUGCCGAGCUGACCAAUUCUACUUGGUGUCUGGAAGAUGGAGAAUACCCUGAGUAUGAGAUCAAACACGCUAUCCAGUACCAUCUGGAUAAGUUCAAUGCCCUGUAUGCCGACGUCGCCGACCUCAACACAGAGCUCUCCGUCGAGCGCCCAGACACCCUGGAGGAGGAGACCUACCUCUGCCCUUCGGAGACCUCCUACAUAAGGCCUCUGAGGGCGCAGAACACGGAAGGCAGAUGGAGGCUCGUCAUCAACGAAAUCAACGUUCAUUACAAGACCUUCACGCAGACUGCUCGUAUCGAGGAGUGUCUUGCGGCAGGAGAGGAGUGCCCCAAGGUGCCCAUAUGCUACGAAUCCACCUGUCUUCAGAAGUCCGUCUACCAACGCUUUGUGGUCUACGAUCCCUACGACCAGUACUUCCCGUUCGCCAUUGAGUCUUUCAAGUUACCUGCGAGCUGUGCUUGCCUCUUGGGAGCAUACACCAUCGACCACUAAAGGAGAAAAUCUCUUAACUUUCGAUUUUCUAACACGAAACGGUUAUUUCUAAGUUUAAGGAUAAUUGACUCCCGUGGUGCACUCAUGAGUCAGGUAGUUAUCUUGUCUUAAUUCAUCUUUAAUCCAUACAUAAACCAGGUGAUUUAUUGUCUUGUAGUUUUACAUAAUGGUUCAAGAGCCAGGUAGUUACAUUUAUAUAAUAUUUCGUAACAUGUUCUGAGUUUUUUGGUGAUCCAUCGUAAUGCAUUCAUGAGCGCAUCUGUGAGCACUCAUGAUUCAGGUAGCUAGCUAAAUUUACUUAUUUCACCAUAGUUCAUUAACCAGGUGAUUGGUUAUCUUGCAGUUCUCCAGACAUAGGUAGUUAGCGUUUGUAAUCUGUCAUAAUCCAUCAAAGCACUCUCUGUAAUCCAUCGUAAUGCACUCAUGGGGGCAUCUGUGAGGAUGUUGCCUUAAAUCGUACAUUAUUUUCUUUUAAAACUUCACUAACAGAAUUAGAUGCUGUGAUGAGCCUUUUCUAGUCCCUGAGCGUGAUGUAGAUUGCCUGCGGUAAACGUGAAGAAAGCAGUUCUCUAGUCAUCGUAACUUACAUGAUUAUCAUUACCUCAAGCAUCUGUGCUCAAUGGUGAUUUAUCUCGAGAAUAAACUAUGAU